GUGCUCAUUCCUCUCCUCCCCUUCUCCAAGCCGGUGCGUAAUGGUGGAGCGCAGGAUGAACUCUCUAUUGAAAUGGGUGCUCAUCCUCUUCGUUCUCGUCUCCAUCAUCCUCAACAUCGUCUUGAUCGGCAUCCACUCCAGCAGGGCGCCCAAAUGCUCCGCUCAGCGCGUGCACCCGCUCAAGCACAAACACGACGAGCGCAGCUUGGUGUUCGCCGACCUCACCCGGGACGAGUACCUCCAGGUCCAGCAGUACAUGCUCAAGCAGAAAGACCUGGACAUAUCCACUAACCAGAUCACCAGCCCGUCGGAAAACUUCUUGUUUCUGAUAGAUCUGCUUCUGCCCAAGAAGGCGCGAGCGCUCGGUUACUUGGACGGAAAAGGCGAAAAACCGGUGAGAGAGGCGACGGCGGUGGUCUUCCACGGCGCUCGUGGGUACAUUAAGGAGUACGUAGUGGGGCCUCUUCCCAACCCGACUUAUCACAGAGAUGUCACCAAGGAGAGGUUCAAGACGGAGCUGCCCAUCACCGCGCGCACCGUCACCAUCGGAGAGUACCAUCUGCUUUUCGAACUCAUCAAAAAAGAGUUCUCCAAGUUGGAGAAACUCAUGAAAGAGAGCUUCGACGUGGACAUGGACAAGACUGUGAACGCGUUCGAGCAGAUGCCCCGCGGAGUCCGAUCGGGGGACAGAAAGACCUGGAUAUCUUUCUUCAGGGAUUUGAGCGGCAUGUACAUCCAGCCGGUGGGCUUCGAAGUGCAGGUCAACCACGAGAGCGUCAACGCGUCCGAGUGGAAAGUGGAGCGGCUAUAUUAUAACGGCCAAUAUUUCGACACCGCGGAAGAACUGCGCCAAAAAUACGAAGCCGGAGACAUAAAGAAAAUCCUUUAUAAGGAGUUGCCCAAUUAUGGAUCGCUGAAACCCAAAGAGAAGCCCCUGCAGAUCGGCCCGCAGCUGUUUUACGCAGAGGGGAAGCGCUACAGCAUCAGCAACAACCAAGUCCUGUACCUGGACUGGAGCUUCGCGUUCGGGCUCAGCGCCCUCACGGGGAUGAGGGUGUUUGAUGUGCGUUUUAAAGGGGAGCGAAUAGUGUACGAGCUGAGCGUGCAGGAGGCCAUGUCCGUGUACGGAUCCAUUACUCCGGGGAUGAUGAUGACCAAGUUUUUGGACACGAGCAUCGGGAUAGGGCGCUUCGCACACGAACUGGUCCGAGGGGUGGAUUGUCCCUACGAAGCCACCUUUGUGGACACGUACCGGUACAUCGACGUCCCCGCUCCGGUCAGAUUUAGGAACUCCAUCUGCAUCUUUGAGCACAACAUGGGGCAGCCCCUGCGGAGGCAUUUCUCUGACUUUUUCCACAACACGUAUGGAGGGAUGGUGAACAGCGCGCUGGUGUUCAGGACCAUCACAGCGAUAGGGAACUAUGACUACAUGUGGGAUUUCAUCUUCUACCAGAGCGGCUCGGUGGAGGCCAAGGUGCACGCGACCGGCUACAUCUCCUCCUCGUACCUGGUGGACGGUAACCUGAAAUAUGGACACCAGGUGGCGGAGAAGGUGCUGGGCAACAUCCACACCCACUUCAUCAACUUCAAGGUGGACAUGGAUGUGUUGGGAGUGAAUAAUUUCUUCCAGACGAAAGACAUGCAGUAUGUCAAUGUGUCGCUGCCGUGGAUGCCUGAUCGCUACGCUAUGGUCCCUCAGCUGGUGGAGAAUCAGCUCAAAACAGAAAAGGAGGCGGCUCUGCGUUAUGGCACCAAGACUCCUCGCUACCUCCACAUCGCCAGCAACAAGACCAACCGCUGGGGUCACCAGCGCUCCUACAGGCUGCAGGUGUUCAGCUUCACCGGGGACCACCUCCCAGAGAGCGAGCCAGAGGAGAGGGCCAUGUCCUGGGCCAGGUAUAAGGUUGCCAUCACCACGCAUAAGGACUUAGAGCAAACCAGCAGCAGUCUGUACAGUCAAAAUAACAUCUGGAGUCCAGCUGUUGACUUCAGCAAGUACAUCGAAGACAACGAAAGCAUCGAAGACAAGGACCUGGUUGCCUGGAUUACCACCGGCUUCCUCCACAUCCCCCACUCUGAAGACAUUCCCAACACGGUUACCGUGGGAAACGGGGGCGGGGUCCUGCUGCGGCCUCACAACUACUUUAAUGAGGACCCAUCCAUCCACUCUGCUGAUGGGGUGUACAUUGACCCAGGCAACGAAGACAGCUGUGACAACAACAGGAUGGCCUGCCUCGCUAAAGAGACCUGCAGCCCUGUCUUUGAACCCUUCACCUACAACGGUUUCGAGGGAGUCAUGAAGUUUGAGGAGUGGGAAUGAUUUAUUGAGCGCUGCUCGGUGUUAGCCCUGGUGAACUGUUGUCAAUGUUACCAUGUUUAUAAAUGAAGUUUGGGACAAGUAAUGAGUUGCGCUACAUGUGAUUUAAAGUCGCAACAGGCAAGAAAUUGAGUUAAGUAAUUUUUCAGUAAUUUAGAAAACAUGCUAAUUUGCUUUGUUUCCAGAAGUAGAAAAUCAAUACUACUUUCUUGUUUGUUUAUUACAGAUCUGGAGUCAGGCUAUGGCUAGCUUAGCUUUAACAUAAAGACUGGAAGCAGGCAGAAACAGCUAGUCUGGCUCUAUCAAAAGUAGGAAAAAAAACCUCUAAACUUAAUCUUUACACAAACAAAUAUGUAAAAUAAGUCAGUUUAUGGGAAAGUUCAAAACGUUUUCAUCCCAAGUCAUCACAUAUUGCUGCUUUGUCAGUUGACUUCGACAUCUACACAUUAUUCUCUAGGUAUCCUUCUGCAUCUGCUGUUGACAUUUUUACAUGCCGCUACCGACAUCGCAAUGGCAGCAAAAUUAUGCUACAAAAGCAUGUGGUUUUGUUUAGGCAACAAGAGCACAUGGCAACCAAUGCCAGUAUGUCAACAAAAGCACAUGCUUAGGAUUAUGCAUCAAAGGCAUGGAUAGUAAAGUAAGGCAAAAAAGGCACAUGGUUAGGUGUAGAAAAUUAAACAUCACAGAUGGGAAGUAUACAAUGGACUUACACAUGAAUGUCUGGGGUUUGUUGGAUACAUCCACCGCCCCUCCUGCCUGCCCAAUAGGGACCACCUUUGUGCUCCUUAACACCGUGAUAACACCACAACUGGUUCUGUCCGGCUGCAUUCUCAGCGGACGAUGCCCAGUGGCCUGUUUUGGCAUCAUGAUCUUGAGCCAAAAUCAUUGCAAAAGCAGCAGUAUUUGAUGACUUUGGAGUGAGAAUAAGCUGGGAGGUUACACGCUUUAACAAUUUCCUUGUAGGGGUGGGGAAAAAACAUUCAUUCAAGAAACUUUUUUUCAUUUUUUGUUUGAUUUUUUUUAAUGCCUGAAUCAAUUCAAUUCAAUUGUGGACUUUGCAAUUUUUAAUGUGGUAAUCUGUGACUAAAUGUGACUUCAUAUUCAUUUCAGGAAAAACAACCCAAAUUCAGCCAGCCCAGUGCAAACUCCCCACCGGAUUAGGAAACUUUCAAUUGCUGCCGUUACACAAAUUAGACCCAACUCACUGUGAACCCCAGUGUUAGGGUGGCUAGUUAGUAUGUUAGCUCGUUAAUUUAUGUCACAUUUGUGAAAUGAUAAAGAGAAUGAGCAAGGCCAAUCAGUGUGCUGCGUACGGCUCUACAACAGAAUCUGAUUUUACCCAUUUUAAAUACUAAUAAAAAUAAAAAAAUCAAUCAGUGUUGACAUUGUGGCAGUUGCCGCAAAGUAAUCAAUGUAUAAUAAACACUGCAAGCUUGAUGAGCAGGGAGAGCUACAUGUAGCUGUUUCAGUUUAUUCCUAAAAGUCUAUAUUUUUUUUAUCCAUUAUAUCGUAUCAAGGCUAGGCUACAUUUUAGUAAGUAAUUAAGUAUGAAAAGUAUAUUUUCAUAAAGCAGCUUUCACAUAAUAAGUUCACAAAGUGCUUCACUGGAAUAAAAUUGUUAAAAAAUAAGCCAAAUAUAAGUUAUUAGUAAAUUUACCAGUUUUCUAUGCACAAUAUGAUGCUGCUGAAAUAUAUGUCACAAAGCAUGACUGACAUGAGAUGUACAUUGUUUUUGGAGCUAUGUCUCAUGAUAUACAAUAUCUGUUUCUAUUAUUGCUGUGCCCCCCCCCCCCCCCCCCUCCCCCCCCUCUUUCUCUUUCC
This is a messenger RNA of Plectropomus leopardus (leopard coralgrouper), 4138 nucleotides long. RefSeq names its product primary amine oxidase, liver isozyme. NCBI's taxonomy places the organism in Eukaryota, Metazoa, Chordata, Actinopteri, Perciformes, Serranidae. Gene Ontology annotation, cellular component: plasma membrane. The record is from RefSeq and is a predicted model, not a curated record. Gene Ontology annotation, molecular function: copper ion binding; primary methylamine oxidase activity; quinone binding. Gene Ontology annotation, biological process: amine metabolic process.